Messenger RNA from Ziziphus jujuba (common jujube), 1282 nucleotides. RefSeq names its product eyes absent homolog. The transcript is spliced from 6 exons. The record is from RefSeq and is a predicted model, not a curated record. Lineage: Eukaryota; Viridiplantae; Streptophyta; Magnoliopsida; Rosales; Rhamnaceae. Gene Ontology annotation, molecular function: protein tyrosine phosphatase activity. Gene Ontology annotation, cellular component: nucleus. The coding region runs from base 172 to 1107 and encodes 311 amino acids. Gene Ontology annotation, biological process: cell differentiation; multicellular organism development; positive regulation of DNA repair.
UUGUGUUUUAUCAGCCCAAACAAAGCAAGCGCUUCAAUCGUUUAAGCAGUACCAUCACUGAUCUUCGUUCCACAAGGGUUGUCUCGUGCUGGCAAAUCUCCUGUUGAGUGCUGACCCAAGAUUGGGAACCCGCUUCUAGGCUCUGUAAUUGAUUGCAUAAUAGUAAAUAUAAUGGGUGAAAGUACAAGUGUUGCUGACCUGAAGACAAAGGGCUUUACUAAGAAUAACAUGGAUCACAAAGUAAAUGUAUAUGUAUGGGAUAUGGAUGAGACUCUUAUACUUCUCAAGUCUUUGUUGAAUGGGACGUAUGCGGAGGCUUUCAAUGGUUCAAAGGAUGUACAAGAGGGAAUAGAGAUCGGAAAGGUGUGGGAGAAGUAUAUUCUUGAUUUGUGCGACAAUCAUUUCUUUUAUGAACAGAUUGAAAACUACAAUAAACCAUUUCUUGGUGCCUUAAGCCAGUAUGAUGAUGGACGUGAUCUUUCUGAAUAUGAUUUCAACCAUGAUGGGUUUGGUCCUCCAUAUGAUGAUGCUAGCAAAACAAAACUUGCUUAUAGGCAUAGAGUUAUUGCCCACAACUACAAACAGGGUUUGCAUAGAUUUUUUGAUCAAGAGAUGAUAAAACAGUGGGAUGAGUUGUAUAAUAUGACUGAUAAAUAUACAGACAGAUGGCUGUCCUCAGCUCAUGCCUUCUUGGAGGAGUGUUCCUCUGGGCUCGAAGAUAGUUCUGUUGCCUCUGCUGGUUCAAAGUGUCAACAUAUUAAUCUAUUAGUGACAUCUGGCUCAUUGAUCCCCAGCCUUGUAAAAUGCAUGCUUUUUCGAUUUGACAAUUUGAUAACACAUGGAAAUGUCUAUAGUUCAUGGGAAGUGGGGAAACCCCAAUGUUUUCAAUGGAUCAAAGAACGUUUUGACAGCCCAAAUGUCCGUUUUUGUGUAAUUGGAGAUGGCUGGGAGGAAUGUGAAGCUGCUGAACUCAUGCGUUGGCCAUUCAUUAAAAUUGAUCCACGACCAGGCUGCUCUCACAGGUUUCCAGGCCUCACUUUGGCGACAGUAGGAUGCUAUCUUUCCAUUGUUUAUGGGAAUCCUGAUCCAGAGAGUGAUAAAGAGUAAAAUGAUUUACGAUAGGUAAGUCUUUCCGGGUAUUUCUAUCUGUACAUAAAAUCUUUCCUUUUGUGGAACUUACAUGUAAGUCAAAUUUGUACAAUUAAUCCUGAUAGAUGACAAUAAACAUCUCAUAUGCCACAAAUUGAUUUAUUAUCAAAAGAAAGUUCCACUUUUCUUUUUC